This is a messenger RNA of Neodiprion virginianus, 2731 nucleotides long. Its product is annotated as SPRY domain-containing protein 7. The record is from RefSeq and is a predicted model, not a curated record. Gene Ontology annotation, molecular function: protein binding. The transcript has 4 exons. Lineage: Eukaryota; Metazoa; Arthropoda; Insecta; Hymenoptera; Diprionidae. The coding region runs from base 213 to 794 and encodes 193 amino acids.
CUGUCAUCAUUGUAAUACGGCCGAGAUGCCGUCUGCUCCGUGACAGUUAAAUCAAAAGAUACAUGUAAAAUUGUGUGUUGCCGGACAAUUACGAACAGUUUAUGCGUGGUGUGAGCUAUUUUCGUUUUGAUUGCCAUUUGUUGACGAAAGUGUGGCGCGGUGAGAUAAUGAAUUUUGAAGUUUAGAUAGGGUGACUGCAACCGAAUGAGACGAUGUUUUGCUGUUUGAGAAACUGCUUCGACGGCCUCGGCCUGUCGACAACGCAAAUGCCAAAAAGGGAACCGAACCCUAUCACCCUAGACACUUCUCAUAUGGGUCACGAGGUUGUGAUUGUAAAGAAUGGUCUGAGAGUAUGUGGGCGAGGCGCAGCUCUGACGAAUGCACCUUUGGCACAGAGCAAAAGUUACUUCGAGGUGAAAAUCCAGCAAGGCGGAGUUUGGGCGGUUGGUUUAGCAACGCGUUCUACGGAACUGAAUACUACCGUAGGGGGAAGUGAUCAGGAAAGUUGGGCCUUGAAUUCAGAUGGCAUAAUACGUCAUAAUUCAGAGGAAUUGCACAAGGUCCAGAACAUCGCUCAGGAGGGCGACAUAAUUGGCAUUUCCUAUGAUCAUAUAGAAUUGAACUUCUAUUUGAAUGGAAAGCUCCUGGAUGUUCCUAUUACAGGAAUAAAAGUAACCACAUAUCCCAUCCUCUAUGUCGACGACGGAGCUAUUUUAGAUAUAAUAUUGGAUGAUUUCAUAUACCCGCCACCAAAUGGGUUUGAAAAAAUAAUGCUGGAGCAAUCAUUGCUCUAGCAUAUGUGUUCAGCGGGCUAUUAAAAAAACACACAGAAAGCAUUUCAAUAAUAAGAAGAGAAACUAACCCAACUACGCUCACACAGUAUUUUCUGAUCAAAGUUGACACACAACGGCUGUGAGUGUGAAAUAUUUUAAUGAUACUGCAUUUAUCGAUGUAAUAUAAUAAACAAUUAGCAUAAUAAUAUGAGUUAAAAUUAUAUCUGAAUACAGUGAUUAAAUAUUUACUUUCAAUAAUCGUUAAAAGAAGGAAGAGUUUAUUGAAAUCUAUCUUUGAUCUGGAAGCUGCAGUUUUUGAGAUAGCAAAUAUAUAAUGUUUGUUUUUUGUAUUGUACAUAAAAACAAGAAAAAAACCUGAUGAGAUGAUGUCACGAAAUAAACGAUGCCCGUUUAAUUAUAAAUCUCAGUAAAACGGAUUAUGGAAAAUUUAUCCCGAGCCCCGUAAAUGCUAUAAAAAUGGUUAACAGAAUUUUCAGGUUUUAUUAGAAGGUUUACAUAAUUAAUAAUUGAUUAGAUCAUUUAUGAGCCUAGUUUUGUUUAUAUAUAAUUAUAUAGUAUCGUUCAAUCCUUAUUAUUAUAUAUUUCUUCGAAUCCUUAAUGACUAAUGGUAUAAUAUGUACACUGGCUGAAACAAGGUACGAAAGGCAUUAGGCCUGUUAUUCGCUCCAUUAGACGAACGUCAUGGUUUAUUCGUUGACUAAAUCUCUUGUAGUGAUGAUCUGAUUUAUGAUAUAGAUAAUUAUGCGUCGUUAUUACGUUCUACAAUGCUCGAUAAUGAUGAUAAUGUUCGAAGCGUUACGUCGACAAAUGCACUAGGAACACUUUUUAUCGUAUCAUAAACCUAGAGUUGAACAAAAUAGAAUUAUUCAAAUUAUAUUCAGAUAAUUAUUUCAUUCAAGUAUCUAGCUUAUGUUAAUGAUGCAUUUCAUUUGUUAUUUAAUUAAUUAUUAUUAUUUUCUUUGUAUUCACAAUAAGAAGUAAAACAUUUAGAAAAAAAUAUUUUGAUUUUGAUAUUCUUUUUCAUGUGCUUCAUAAAUGUUAUGCAGUUUUAAGAAUUGUUUUAGAAAUUUGCCUCGUUUACAAAAUAUGUAAAAAAAAUUUUUUCAAUUCAUCACAAAGUUGUAACGAUUAUAAUUGAAAGCUUCAAUUAUUAUAGGACAACUGAUAUUUGCUUAUUUAAACACUGGUACAAACCGAUUUUUUUUUUGUGAUAUACUUCUAGCUCGACUACCCAAAUGCUUUCUCGCAAGCUACAGGUAUUAUGCAACGUACAUACAAAACACAGAAUGAUAUGGCACGAUUUUGAAUAGAUAUCAUUGAACGACGCUGUGCAGUUACGGAUGGUGUUUUUACAAUUUACAACUUCACUUUCGUGUCCAGUCAAUACUGACACGGUUUAAUUAUUACCCAGAUGUCGAGGCUCCGAACAUUUUGUUACAAAAAUUACUAAAAAUACUUGUAAAAAAGCAAAUCAAUGUUUUGCCUUUGCUGAUAGCUAAGUUGAAAAUGAUAUUCAGUGUAGCGAAUGUAACGAAACAGUACAUAAUUGAAAAAAAUUUUACUUGGAAAAUAUUCCACUUGAAUUAGUGUAAAAUAAAUUUUGAUCACAAGCUGUAUAUAUUCUGUACAAGACCCUUGAUUCUAGCCGAUUAAAACGACACAUCUGACAUAUGAUAAAACUCUUUACGAUACCUAUUUUCUUUUCCUAUUGUCCUUCUGGUGAUUUUCCUUUCCCUUCUUAACCCAAAUCGUAUGCAAAAUUUACUUUGUGAUGAUAUAGGUAUAAAAACUACGUCUCUUAUUAUUGCUGGUGUUGCAAGCUUUGAGAAAGCUUUUCCUUUGAUAAAGCUUGCAAAGACGUAAGUGUGUAUCUUUGGUCCUUAAUAUUACAUUUGCUUAUUGUUAUUUAUGGUGCGCUAUACAAUUGCCAUAUGAAA